Molecule: messenger RNA, 1242 nt
Organism: Sebastes umbrosus (honeycomb rockfish)
Lineage: Eukaryota; Metazoa; Chordata; Actinopteri; Perciformes; Sebastidae
Gene: rwdd1
Product: RWD domain containing 1
Exons: 7
Coding region: 313-1035 (240 amino acids)
Biological process (GO): cytoplasmic translation
Molecular function (GO): protein binding
Source: RefSeq, a predicted model, not a curated record
GAUCAGAAAAGUGACGUUAUCAUUGUGGUCACACUGAAUUUGGAGACGAACUCCUGAAUAAAGCAGACAUACCUAAAGUUAUAGCCACACAGAUGUAUUCUGACCACAUGUUGAAACAGUAAUAUCUCACCUUAUAUGAGCUUUUACACAUCUAGUUAAGUGUACCGGCAUCAGACCAAAACGUCCGAAUCCCGAUCUCAUCGAUCACUCUCGGUGUCUGUAGAGCACGCAGCAGCAGCACGGUGUCUGUUAGCUUCAGCACUUCAACACAGCGGGGAUGAUCAGUCUAAGAUAACCUGCAGACACAACAACAUGACCGACUACGCCGAAGAGCAGCGGAAUGAACUAGAAGCGAUAGAGUCCAUCUACCCGGACUCCUACACAGUGCUUGCAGAUGAUCCCAUCAGCUUCACCAUCACUGUGGCAUCAGAUGCAGGGGAAGAUGGUGAAACCUCAGAAGCAACGUUAAAGUUCACAUAUGUAGAGAAAUACCCAGAUGAGCCUCCGCUGUGGGAGAUCCACUCCCAGGAGAACCUGGAGGACAAUGACGUGGAGGACGUCCUCACCUUACUGCAGCAGCAGGCAGAAGAAAACCUGGGCAUGGUGAUGAUUUUCACCCUGGUGACAGCCGUUCAGGAGAAACUCAACGAAAUAGUGGAUACGACGAAAAACAGACGAGAAGAGGAGAAACAGCGGAAAGAGGCCGAGGCAGAGGAGGCAGAGAAGGUGUUGUUCCAGGGCACGGUGGUAACCAUUGAAAACUUCCUGAUGUGGAAAGCCAGGUUUGAGGUGGAGAUGAACGAGCUGAGGAGGAAAAGACAGAAAGAGGAGGAGCUGGGAGUAAAACUCAAACUCACCGGUAAACAGCUGUUUGAGACAGACCACAACCUGGACACAUCUGACAUUCAGUUCCUUGAAGACACUGGAAACAACGUUGAAGUGGAUGAGUCACUGUUCCAGGACAUUGAGGACUUGGACCUGGAUGAGGACGACCCAGACUUUAACCCUUUAGCGAUGGGAAGUGAUGAGGACUAAAGCAGGAGCAGGACAGAGGACUGCUGAGGACAUACAGGACCAGACCUGCUCUUCUCUGGAAUACCAUCAUCUGACCAGACCCAUUGAUUUUUUUAAAGACUCUAACAGCAGUUGGAGAGGGAAUCGUCAUAACUACAACACAUACAUAUACACCCACGAGUGUUCAUUUCUAUGCCUGAUCAAUUAAAUUGACCAAAAGAAAACGUG